GAAAAAUAGAAUUAAAGUGUCCUAUUUUUUGUGUAAGCAUUAACAUAUAUUACUCUAAACAUUUUAAUAUAAAUUUCAAGGACAGUAUUCCUGCAUAUAAAAUUAGAUACAAGUACAGUCCCAGAGAAAUCAGUUAUUUAGCAUGUGUAAAUCUAAGCAAAAAAGAUGCUCUAAGAGGCUUGAAAUUGGAAGUCCUAUGCAAAUGAUCCUUAAUCUCAUUUCUGUCACCACAUCUGGACAGACUAAUGUGCUGGUAUAGGAAGCCGGAUUUUUUUCGGCACUUGCUCCAUCUGUAUUUUGGAGGGGAUUUCAAUUUUCAAGUCUCAUAAUGCAACACCUUUCAAAUGUGUCAAGAUCUUGGCUUAGAAAACUGCUGUGAACAGCAGUCUUGUACACACCAGAGUUUAAACUUCAUACUGAAGUUAAUUGGGCUCUGUACCAAAAUGACAAACAAUUUAUAAAAUGACAGCUUAAUGCUUUGAUCCUGUAAACCCUUACAGAUAUAAUUCUUUCACCAUUCAUUCUAUCUCUGGACACACUCUAGAAUAUUUUACAAUAACGACCUCCCCUUUAAAGAAAUGCAACAGUAUUUGCAAACGUGAUACUAGGAUUUAAUCUCUGAACAUGAAAUUCAAGAAAUGCUAAAGGUUUCAAAUAGCAAUGUUAAUUCAACUGUUUUGGUCACAAUCAGUAUAAUAUUUUUUAAAAUUUUAUGUGUAAAAUUGCUGUAUUCAUAACUAGAGUUUUUAACGUGCAUUUUUGACAUUUCAGUUAUAAAAUGUGUAAUUUUCAUGCUGCAUUAGCAUAGGUGCUUUCAGUUAAUGAAUAUAUAGUGUGACCACGUACACAGAAUGUGACACAGGGGAAAAAAAAUUCCAGUAGCUUCAUUUCUCUUGAUUGUCCUGCUCAUAAACUCACCUGUGUUUUUACUUACUUUAAAACUUACUCUGCUUUACAGGUGCAAUGUGUCACCAAUUAGUAUAAUGCCUUAAAUUUGAGAGCAGGAGAGAGGCUCUGGGCUAUGCUAAUUGCAGGCUUUACAGAUGGAGAUGCUCUUGAAAGAGCUUUGUUUGGCUUCCAAGCUCUUGAGUGAUUUUAAGGAUAUGUAUGAAUAUGAGAACCGUUUAAAAACCUUCACAAACUGGCCUUUUAUAGAGAACUGCAAGUGCACUCCAGAGAACAUGGCAAAGGCGGGCUUUGUCCACUGUCCAAAUGCAAAUGAACCAGACGUGGCAAAAUGUUUCUUUUGCUUGAUAGAACUGGAGGGCUGGGAACCAAAUGAUGACCCAUGGGAGGAACACACCAAACGUCACAGCUGUGACUUUUUAUCCCUUACUAAGCACUUUGAUGACCUGACAAUGGAGGAGUACUACAUGCUGGAGAUGACACGGCUGAGAACCUUCCUUUGCAAAACUGGCAGAAGCGUAAUAAACUCUUUUGAAGAAGAAGUCACCGCAACUAGGCAGCGUCUUGUGGAUAACUUUGUGUCCAAACAUCAGUAUACACCGCCGCUGCCAGUGCCUCUCCAUCCUGAUCCAACUGCCCAACAUUCUGAAAGCUCAUACUGUCAGUCAAAAAAAAUCCAGAAAUGAAGUGUGAAGUUUGACUCUAAAAGUUUCUCUUCUUUAUACAGUUCAAACAUUCACAUUUUUAUCUGA
This is a messenger RNA of Harpia harpyja (harpy eagle), 1658 nucleotides long. Its product is annotated as baculoviral IAP repeat-containing protein 5.1-like. The transcript is spliced from 4 exons. The coding region runs from base 1044 to 1592 and encodes 182 amino acids. NCBI's taxonomy places the organism in Eukaryota, Metazoa, Chordata, Aves, Accipitriformes, Accipitridae. The record is from RefSeq and is a predicted model, not a curated record.